Pseudogymnoascus destructans is the source of this 939-nucleotide messenger RNA. RefSeq lists its product as uncharacterized. The coding region runs from base 281 to 733 and encodes 150 amino acids. The transcript has a single exon. NCBI's taxonomy places the organism in Eukaryota, Fungi, Ascomycota, Leotiomycetes, Thelebolales, Thelebolaceae. The record is from RefSeq and is a predicted model, not a curated record.
CAACAGCUUCACUUCAGGUCAAAGUUCCACAUCCGUAAGUCAUUCAUUUAUUGUCUAUUUCUUAUUUCACUUAUAUCUGUUCAUCUUGCGCCCGAGGGCCGUCAUACCCAGCAAUUUUCGUUCUGUUUGGCUUCUAGUCCCGUAUUUUCGUCGAUUGAGCAAAGAUGCCACGUGCAUAUGGGCCUAAAAAGGGCAAGAAUCGUUUCACGCCUUUGAAACCACUUCUCAAGGAUGCUAUAAUUGAUGUAAGUUAUUUUAUAUCUAUCUAUGCUUGUAUCUCAUGUUUUUCCAGCCAAGUCUCCCAAAAUCCGUGACUGUUCUUAGUCAGGAUGCGUCUGCUUCGGUCCAAGUCAUGUCGGAAAAAAGCAUAUUCGAAGAUGAUGAUCUCCAAUCCAACAAUGAGGACCCUAAUGAUACCCUCAUCGAAGAUACCGGGUUUGUCUCGAGAUAUGAACUUCGGAGCUGUGCCCAAACGAUUGACAGCUCGUCCCAAAAACCAAGGACGACAAAAAAGAUGCGUGCUGCUGCAGCAAAAGAAGCCAACGCCACCAACUUUGAAUGUGAGGGCAGAAGAUCUGCUGGAGAUGUCCAUCCUGGGAAGCUCGAUCGGGUAAUUGCGAAGGAGAUUGAUCACUAUAAGCUUCCAAACGCCGAAGAUAUCGAAGGAUAUUGGAAGGAGCGAACAGACAUGAUCAACAGGGAGGCAAGAUUCGUUUUCUUGUUGCAUUUUUGACACGACCUUCCUGGGCUGAAGGAAGAUGUCCUGGACAAAGUGCUCCCAAAUGUGCCACCAUAUGCGAGGGCAUACGAAAGCCUCCGGCAGCUCAUGAUGGACAAGAUGAAGGGAUGGCGUUCUAGGACGAAAGAACAACUCAAGGCAAGUGAUAAUUGAGGCAAUUCGGGCUGGCAUUUGCAUGGACGAUGGCUAUAUUAUUGAAG